Molecule: messenger RNA, 196 nt
Organism: Entrophospora sp. SA101
Lineage: Eukaryota; Fungi; Glomeromycota; Glomeromycetes; Entrophosporales; Entrophosporaceae
Source: the annotation of a GenBank genome assembly
AUGAAAAAACAAUUUCAUUCUGAUCAGGAGACGAUAAACAUGAUCAGGAAAAAAAGAACCACAACCGGUUCUUCUGCGGCACGUACAAAAUAUCGAAAAAGAAAUAAACGUGCUGCUCCUCCUGGUAGAUGUCAUUCGUGCAAUAUCUCUGAAACGCCGGAAUGGCGUAGGGGUCCUGAUGGAGCAAGAACUUUGU